Juglans regia (Persian walnut) is the source of this 2232-nucleotide messenger RNA. Its product is annotated as protein NRT1/ PTR FAMILY 8.1-like. The record is from RefSeq and is a predicted model, not a curated record. Bases 296 to 2002 code for a protein of 568 amino acids. The transcript is spliced from 6 exons. Gene Ontology annotation, cellular component: membrane. Gene Ontology annotation, molecular function: tripeptide transmembrane transporter activity. Lineage: Eukaryota; Viridiplantae; Streptophyta; Magnoliopsida; Fagales; Juglandaceae. Gene Ontology annotation, biological process: oligopeptide transport; transmembrane transport.
GUCCAGAUCCCCCCCUCUACUGCUGUGCGCGCCAGCGAGAAGAACUGCUCUUCAUCCUCACCUGGUUUUGCUCUCUGUUUCCUUUCUUCCGUAUUUUGAUAUUUCGUUUCCUCCACGAUCACGGAUUGACGAUCAUCUAUCUCUGUAGGUCUCAGGGGUCAACCUCAUAAAUCAUUACAUCGCGUGACUUAACCAUUUUGGAGCUAAUGAUGUGUCUUGGACUACUCGAAUGAUGGUAAGCCUUUGAGCGAAAAUACUAAAGUAAAACAAGGCCAAAAUUAAGCACGAGCAUAUCAUGGCAGCGGAUGAUAUCUACACACAGGAUGGCACCGUGGACAUCAACAAGAAUCCUGCUGACAAGAGAAAGACAGGAAACUGGAAAGCUUGCCGCUUUAUUCUUGCAACUGAGUGUUGUGAAAGAUUGGCAUACUACGGGAUGAGUACCAAUCUGGUGAAUUAUCUUCAGCAGCGUCUCAAUCAGGGAAAUGUGACAGCCUCCAACAAUGUAACCAAUUGGUCUGGGACCUGCUACAUCACACCAUUGAUUGGAGCCUUUCUUGCUGAUGCCUACUUGGGAAGAUAUUGGACAAUUGCUAGUUUCUCAAUCAUCUAUAUUUUUGGGAUGACAUUAUUAACAUUAAGUGCUUCUGUCCAUGGACUAGAGCCAUCAUGCGAUAAGAAUGGUUGCCAUCCAACAACAACACAAAGUGCAGUCUGCUUUGUAGCACUUUACAUGAUCGCUCUUGGGACUGGUGGAAUCAAGCCAUGUGUCUCUUCUUUCGGUGCUGAUCAAUUUGAUGAAACUGACGAGAUGGAGAGGAAAAGGAAGAUCUCUUUCUUCAAUUGGUUUUACUUUUCCAUCAAUAUAGGUGCACUUAUUGCUUCCUCAGUUUUGGUUUGGAUACAAAUGAAUGUUGGCUGGGGAUGGGGGUUUGGAAUCCCAGCAGUUGCAAUGGCCAUAGCAGUUGUGUCUUUUUUCUCUGUUAGCCGGUUAUACCGGAUUCAAAAACCUGGAGGGAGCCCACUUUCAAGGAUUUUCCAGGUUAUUGUUGCAUCCUUUGGGAAACAUAAUGUUGAAGUACCUGCUGAUAAGUCUCUCCUUUAUGAGACUGCAGAUGAGGAAUGUAAUAUCAAAGGAAGUCGCAAGCUUGAACACACUGACAAGCUAAGGUUCUUUGACAAGGCUGCUGUGGAGAUCCAAAGUGACCAUAUUAAGGGCUUUACAAACCCCUGGAGACUCUGCACAGUGACACAAGUUGAAGAGCUAAAGAUUAUUAUUCGGCUGCUCCCAAUAUGGGCAUCAGGAAUAGUCUUUUCUACGGUUUAUAGUCAAAUGAGCACCAUGUUCGUUUUACAAGGCAACACAAUGGACCAACACAUGGGCCCUCGCUUCAAAAUUCCAUCGGCAUCCCUUUCCCUUUUUGACACUCUUAGCGUCAUCUUCUGGGCUCCUGUGUAUGACCAAAUUAUAGUCCCAUAUGCAAGGAGGUUCACCGGCAACGAAAGGGGAUUCACCCAGCUGCAACGAAUGGGCAUUGGCCUUGUCAUUUCCAUUUUCUCCAUGGUCACUGCUGGGGUUUUGGAGGUUGUUCGUCUAAAGAUUGUUAAGAGGAACAAUUACUAUGACCUCGAGUACAUUCCCAUGUCAAUUUUCUGGCAAGUACCACAGUAUUUUCUUAUUGGAUGUGCAGAAGUAUUCACUUUCAUUGGACAGUUAGAGUUCUUCUAUGACCAAGCACCCGAUGCUAUGAGAAGUUUGUGCUCGGCUCUGUCACUAACAACUGUGGCGUUGGGGAAUUACUUGAGCACUCUGCUUGUAAUCAUUGUGACAAAAAUCACCACAAAGAAUGGGAAGCUUGGUUGGAUUCCAGACAACUUGAACAGGGGCCAUCUUGACUACUUCUACUGGCUGUUGGCAAUUCUCAGCCUGCUGAACUUCUUGGUGUAUCUCUUUCUUGCUAAGUGGUAUACAUACAAGAAGGCCACAGGGCCAAGUCACUGACACGACUGAUAGUUAGUGUGAUUCAAACCCGCCUAUCUGUUCCCUUAUUGGAGCCUGUUUGCGAUGUCUUUCUGAAGGUUUUAUUUAUCUCUUUGACUUGUGUUUGGGAUAAGAAAGUGUUUGUAAAUACUGUUGGUUAUUAGGUUUUUUAUUCCUGCAUAAAUUUAUAAUGCUCUUCAGUUUCCUUAUAAAAAAUUGCUAUUGGGUUCCAAUUAAUAUUGGUAAGGAAA